Molecule: messenger RNA, 920 nt
Organism: Cotesia glomerata
Lineage: Eukaryota; Metazoa; Arthropoda; Insecta; Hymenoptera; Braconidae
Product: gastrula zinc finger protein XlCGF8.2DB-like
Exons: 3
Coding region: 81-848 (255 amino acids)
Biological process (GO): regulation of transcription by RNA polymerase II; cell fate commitment
Cellular component (GO): cytoplasm; nucleus
Molecular function (GO): DNA-binding transcription factor activity; RNA polymerase II cis-regulatory region sequence-specific DNA binding; histone deacetylase binding
Source: RefSeq, a predicted model, not a curated record
UUAUUUUAAAUAAUAAAUUAAAAAUUAUAGAAAUUUUAAUUAUUAAUCUAUAAAGAUUACCAAAAGUUUUUGUCGCAAAAAUGGAUACUGAUAAUUCUUCAUUUCAAAUGACAGAUUUCAAAGUUGAAAAUAAUAAACAGGAUUGCCAAGUUGAUGACCAACAAUAUGAUAUUUGUCCAGAGUAUCCAAUCGAUGUUGAGGAAAUAAAAUUAGAAAAACCUCAUAGCAGUUCACCGAUUUCCGAUCAAAAUAUUGAGGUCAUUCCCGCUGAUAAAGAUCAAAAUAAAGGAAAGACAAGCUCAAAAAAUCGUAGCAAAGCUCCUCUUAAUAAAAAUUGUCAAUACCGAAAAACCUCAAUUGCAAUACCAAGAAAGAGUCUUGCAGUAAUUAAUAAUCAAAAAUCCAAGCUGUUUACUUGCCAAUUUUGCAGUAGGAAUUUCCUAUUAAAGAAAAGUUUGGACAAACACGUGACGAUUCACACAGAAGAAAAUAUUCAUUCUUGUAUCAUCUGUUUGCGUGAGUUCACUCACUUGGAUGCUCUCCGUCAUCAUAUGUUGAGUCACACAGAAGAAAAAAAUCCCGCUAGAAAACUCUUCAUAUUCAUUUGUGAUGUUUGCUCCAGAAAAUUCCAAUCUUUUCAUCAUUUAAAUCGACACAUGAUGGGACACUUGGAAGAAAAACCUCUGGUUUGUGAUAUUUGUAAAGCGAGGUUCAAGUUUAAGAGUCAAUUAAAAAGUCAUUUAGCAACGCAAGCUGAAAGACAACCUCUCAAAUGUCUAGUGUGUUCUCAAGUUUUUUGCUUGUUACGUCAACUUAAUAAACAUGUCAGAGUUCACACGCGAAUAUAGUCGAAAUUUUAUAGAAAAAUUCCAGAAGCUUAUUAAUAAUAAAUAAUAAUUUAUAUUUUAUUAUAAGAAAAG